Trichoderma reesei QM6a is the source of this 1494-nucleotide messenger RNA. RefSeq lists its product as uncharacterized. The coding region runs from base 1 to 1494 and encodes 497 amino acids. The record is from RefSeq and is a predicted model, not a curated record. Gene Ontology annotation, cellular component: chromatin; nucleolus. The transcript has 5 exons. NCBI's taxonomy places the organism in Eukaryota, Fungi, Ascomycota, Sordariomycetes, Hypocreales, Hypocreaceae. Gene Ontology annotation, molecular function: macrolide binding; peptidyl-prolyl cis-trans isomerase activity.
AUGGCUGCUGUUCCUGGUCCCGUCUACGGCCUCGAGGUCCCGCCUGGAGAGAUGCUGAUCCCGGCCAACUUGGACUUUCCCGCCUCUGUAAGUUUCAAUGUCAACUCUUCCAUAUUUCACAGGAUCGAUGCUAACCACCGAAUUCCCUCGUCGCAGUUCCGCAUCACCAUGGCCGCUAUUGAUCCCACUGAGGAGGCCGAGCUUGAUGACUCUAAGCCCAACCAGGUCCCUCGCUCAACUCUGCGCCUCGUCAAGCGCGCCUUCCCUGGCCUGGACGCCGACGAUGAUGAGAAUGACCUGAGCGACUCGUACAUCCAGGCCCUUCUCGGCAACUCUGACGACGAGGAUGACGAGGCCAAUGGUGGCCCCAGCGACCCUGCCAAGGCUAAGAAGCAGAAGCAGGCUGCUGCUCUCAAGCAACUUCUCGAGGCCACCAACGGCGAGGGCUCCGAGGAUGAGGAUAUGGAGGAUGCCGAGACCAACGGCGGCAAGGGCAAGGGCAAGGCCGUUGAGCAGGAAGUUGACGAGGACGAGGACGAUGAGGAUGACGAGGACGACUAUGACGAUGAGGAGGAGGGCGAUCUUGAGAACUUUGUUCUCUGCACUCUCGACACUGAGCGCAACUACCAGCAGCCUCUCGACAUCACCGUCAACCAGGGCGAGAAGGUCUUCUUUGUUGUCUCAGGAACACACACUGUUUACCUGACCGGCAACUACAUCAUGGAUGACGAGGAGGAGGAUGACGAGGAUGGCGAGGAUGACUAUGACCUGUCCCCCGAUGAGCUGGAGUAUGCCAUGGGCGAGGAUGACAGCGAGGAGGAGAGCGACGACCUCGAUGAUAUCGCGGACCCCCGCGUCACCGAGAUCGAGACCGACGAGGACGAGGCUCCCCAGCUGGUUGCCACCGACAACAAGAAGGGCAAGAACAAGCGCUCCGCUGCCGAGGCCGAGGGCCUCGAUGACCUCAUGGCUAAGUCUGCUGACUCCAAGCUUUCCAAGAAGCAGCAAAAGAAGCUCAAGAACAACAAGGGCGAGGCUGUGGCCGCUGAGGAGAAGGAGGAGACCAAGAAGGAUGCCAAGAAGGUUCAGUUCGCCAAGAACUUGGAGCAGGGUCCUACCGGCUCAGCUAAGGACGCCAAGAAGGCGGCCAAGCCAUCUCUCGGAGUCAGGAACGUCCAGGGCGUCACGAUUGAUGACCGCACCAUCGGCAAGGGCCGCACUGUCAAGAACGGCGACACUGUUGGCGUCCGAUACAUUGGCAAGCUCCAGAAUGGACAGCAGUUUGAUGCCAACAAGAAGGGCAAGCCCUUUUCCUUCAAGAUUGGCAAGGGCCAGGUCAUCAAGGGCUGGGACAUUGGCAUUGUCGGCAUGGCCAUUGGUGGCGAGCGCCGCCUGACGAUUCCCGCCCACCUGGCCUACGGCUCCAAGAGCCUGCCUGGCAUCCCCGCCAACAGCACCUUGACCUUCGAUGUUAAGUUGCUCGAGAUCAAAUAA